AUGAGCAGAAAUAUUAUUUCAAGAAGAAAAAAACGAACUUUAGGAUCAACUCAUCAGUACAGACAUAUAAUUACUGAAGAUGUUUCAAAAACCUAUAGACAACUUGAAGAAACAUCUAGAAGACUACAAUCAAAACUUAAUGAUAUGGUGUCUAAAGCACGGCUGAUACAAGAUAUUGAGUGCAGAUAUUUAGCACUUAGAGAAAAAGUUGCUGAUACAGAACAUAUGUUAUUGCUUAAUGGUAUAGAUACAUCAGAAUAUCCACUAUUUCGUGAAAUAAUACCCGAAAAUGAAGAAGAUCGAGAUACCGACUGUGAAAUUAUUGAUGACAUUUAA
Messenger RNA from Macrosiphum euphorbiae (potato aphid), 336 nucleotides. The record is from the annotation of a GenBank genome assembly. Lineage: Eukaryota; Metazoa; Arthropoda; Insecta; Hemiptera; Aphididae.